CCGCUGGGUUCAACUCACAGCUUGGCCAGCUGAAUAACAUCGCAUACUCGCCGCCCAAACGGCCAACCCCAAGCUUCGCUGCCGAGUUAGCCUCUGCAGCACAUCGUAGGUCCUCGUCGCCGAUGGAUCCAAUGGAUGCGUCAAUUUCGCAUUUCAGAAAUGUCGGGAUAGGAGAUAUUGGUAAUGGUACUGCUGCAGAAAUUGAGGGUUUCAGAUAUCGUGCAGACGAAAUUUGCGUGAAGGUUGAUAAGCUUGAGCAGAGAAUGAAUGAGAUAGAACAGUUCUACUUGAGUAAAAGUAAAAAGCAUCUUAGCACAUCCAAAGGUAGCUCAAUAGCAAAGGAUAAGGAUAAGGAGAAACAUGUUCCAAGUAUUAAGAAGCAGCAGCAAGAUGCAUCACGUCGGGAAGCAGCUGCUGCCAAGAGAAUGCAAGAGCUUAUGCGCCAGUUUGGCACAAUUUUGCGUCUGAUUAUGCAACACAAAUGGGCAUGGCCCUUUUUGGAGCCUGUCGAUGUAGAAGGUCUUAAAUUACACGACUACUAUGAGGUGAUUGACAAGCCCAUGGAUUUCAGUACAAUAAAAAAUCAAAUGGAGGCAAAGGAUGGUACCGGAUAUAAGAAUGUUCGAGAAAUAUGUGCUGAUGUGAGGUUGGUUUUCAAAAAUGCAAUGAAAUAUAAUAAUGAAAGAAGUGAUGUUCAUGUUAUGGCCAAAACUUUGCUGGAAAAGUUUGAGGAGAAGUGGCUGCAACUUCUGCCUAAAGUCACUGAAGAGGAAAAAAGUCGAGAAGAGGAGGAAGCGGAGGCACAGUUGGAUAUGCAGCUUGCUCAGGAGGCUGCUCAUGCCAAAAUGGCAAGAGAUUUAAGUAACGAGCUGUAUGAGCUUGAUGUGCAUUUGGAAGAUCUUCGAGAAAUGGUUGUUCAAAAGUGCAGAAAAACUUCAACCGAGGAGAAGAGAAAGCUUGGGGCAGCACUCACCAAACUGUCUCCUGAAGAUCUAACCAAGGCAUUGGAGAUUGUUGCUCAAAAUAAUCCAAGUUUCCAAGCAACCGCAGAAGAGGUGGACCUCGACAUUGAUGCCCAGAGUGAAUCUACUUUGUGGAGGUUGAAGUUUUUUGUGAAGGAUGCUCUGGAAGUCCAAGGCAAGAGUUCAGCAAUCACGGCUGGUCUGAACAACAAUAGUAAUGACAACAACAACAACAACAUUAGCAAUAACAAUAAACGGAAAAGAGAGAUUUGUGAUGCUAUUGCCAAAACUGCCAAGAAAAAGAUUAAAAAGCCUGCUUCUUAAUAACGUCUCACCAUGGGAGAGUGCAGUUAGGUUGUUUAUUUGGCCGCAUUUCUUGUGAACCUCUGCAGACAAUUCUCAGGGUGCAACUCUCAAGAGUCAGAGAAAGUGUCCAACGGGCGUUCGAAUGAGAAAAUGGCAAGAGCAUGGAUGUUGUCUUCAUCGAUGAUAAUUGUGAAUUAUUACUGAUAUUAACAUUUUUAGGUGCUGCAUAUUUCCUAGAAAUUUAACAGUUUGUAUCUUGAACUCGUGGGGGUGCCUUCUAGUUGUCCUUCAGGUUGUGCUCUGCCAAUUGCCAUUGUAAGAUAUGUUGUCUACAACAACGAUGUCUUCUACCCCCUCUUUUAUUUUUUAUUUCCUUGGAAUUUGUAUGAGAAAGGCAUCAUUACCAAUAUUGGAGUUAUAGCCUUUUACCCUCA
Corylus avellana is the source of this 1702-nucleotide messenger RNA. RefSeq names its product general transcription factor group E6 (gene GTE6). Lineage: Eukaryota; Viridiplantae; Streptophyta; Magnoliopsida; Fagales; Betulaceae. Gene Ontology annotation, molecular function: protein binding. The record is from RefSeq and is a predicted model, not a curated record.